This is a messenger RNA of Saccharomyces eubayanus, 2685 nucleotides long. It is a transcript of the gene STB4, whose product is annotated as Stb4p. Bases 1 to 2685 code for a protein of 894 amino acids. NCBI's taxonomy places the organism in Eukaryota, Fungi, Ascomycota, Saccharomycetes, Saccharomycetales, Saccharomycetaceae. The record is from RefSeq and is a predicted model, not a curated record. The transcript has a single exon. Gene Ontology annotation, biological process: regulation of DNA-templated transcription; DNA-templated transcription. Gene Ontology annotation, molecular function: DNA-binding transcription factor activity, RNA polymerase II-specific; zinc ion binding; DNA binding.
AUGACGGCUAUUGGUAAUAUAGAUGAUGCACUUCCAGCCAAUACAGCCGCAAGUAAUGAAAAUAGCAAAACUAGGCUAAGAGUCCAAAAAGCUUGCGAGCUUUGCAAAAAGAGAAAAGUCAAGUGCGAUGGCAACAAGCCAUGCAUAAACUGCUCUAAACACCAGAAAGAAUGCCGUUAUGAUUUCAAAGCAACAAACCGUCGAAGAAGAAGGCGACAAGCUACGUCACCCAUACAGAACAUUAAUAAAGAAUAUCCCGAGGCCGAAGGUGUUUUCUCUAGAGAUACGUCAGCAAAUUUAAACGUUCCUUCAGACUGCCUAUCCUCGUCUGCUGGAAACUCUCCAUAUUCCAAUUCACAUUACUCUAAUUUACAAUCCACAAUACCAUUUAUGAGUGUUAGGCCAAAUCGUGCUUCCCACACCUUCAAUUCCACAGUCAAUGCGAAUGGUGAUAAUAACACAAAUGCCUUUGUUGAGGAUCACAUGGCUAAGCUAUUAUUACAGUUAGGCUCGAAGCUGAAAAAUACUGCGAAUGAAUCGUCCAAAGUCAACAAAAACAGUGAUAAUAAUGUGAACACAAACUUGGCGACAAUAAACGUGGACAGUAAUCAAGCAGGAAAUACGUCUAACCGCAAAUACGAUAUGCGUAGUUCUUCAGAGACCCUUGAUAGUAACAACAUUAACUCUGAGAAAGACGAGAUGCUCAACUCUCAAAUAACGAGCAUAGUUAAUGGCCAUGUUGAAUCACCCUGGCAGACGUUUUCUUUAGAUAAGUAUAGGUUCCACAGACGCUACCAGAAUAUAUUACCCUAUUAUCUUGGUGCAUCUAUUUUGAAGGAUAUAUCGCCGCAGGCGAUUGAAUAUGCAAACUUAAAGCGCCCAAGAGUCCAAAACUAUGGUUGGAAUUUAUCUGGUGGCCAUUAUCUGAAAUACAAAGAAGACUUUAGAAGGCAGGAUAAAUUCAUAAGGCAUGAAUCCAAGUUUUUCAACUUUGAUGACCCUGUUCAUUUAUCUUUAGUCAACAAAUUAUUAAGGUAUUAUUUUGAUGAAAUUAAUCCUGUUUUCAGUAUCAUUCACGAAGCAACAUUUUGGCAACAAUACAAGAAUAAGUUUUUGCGACAAGGCAAACAAAAUAACUCAUCCGCGAAGUUAUUUACCUCGAUACUUUAUCUCAUACUGUCUACUACACUACGGUUUAAAGAGGGUCACCUAGAUAACCAGGAAGGAGAAGAAAAGCAUAGCGGUUCCUCCUUUAAUGGCACUUUCGAAGAGGAAUCCGUUUUGAACAAAAAACCAUUCAUAGAGGAGAUGAUGUUCGAAUAUGCCUAUUCUAUAAUUAACACGUUGACCUUUGAAUGGGAGUCAUUUGAAUUGAUACAGUCCUGGCUUUUAAUCGCGUUCUAUUUUAGGACCUGUUAUAGACAAACAGCGUGUUGGAAUGCCUUAAGCCAAGCAGUAAAUAUGUGUAAUGGAAUGACAUUAUAUUUGAACAAGUUCCCUGAAAUUCAUUCCACGUACGAUGAAUCAAAAGCAUGGCAUUGUUUUUGGUGUUGUUUCAUAAUGGAUAAAUUAAUCAGUUUCCAAACGGGCCGGUUUUACCAGUUGUCAUUACCUGUAAGUGAAAUGUUCGAACAAAUGAAUUUAGUAAAGUCAAAGAAAUUUUUACAAGAUGAAGAUGACUGGUUCCAUAAAGAAACCUUCCAAAUGCUAGACCUAUCCAUAAUAGUAACAAGGUUUUUAAAAAGGGACGCUCAAGAUUUAAACUUAAGCGAGACUAUUCAACUACGGGGUCAACUUGCUCAGUGGUACAAUACUUUUAUGACAGAUAAGGAUAUUAAUACGUAUGAUAAGAAUUACCACGGGUUCUACCAGCUUCAACCGCUCAUGACAUACCUGGACAUAAGUCUAACUUUUGAAAUUAGACAAUUAUUCUGUUUAGUAGCUCCUUCCUCUAAUGCAAAUGGUAAAUCCUUAGACUAUGCAGUGGACACCCAAUUACUAGUGUCCCAUUGCCAAAUGGCUGCUGACAACCUGACUAACAUUACAAAAAGGAACCUAUUCUUCGUUCCCUGGUGGCUAAACCUGUCACAAUUAUUCACAGUAAAUUUAAUUUGUAUCAUCUAUAUGCACGCAGGGAUCGCCGUCACACAAAGUAAAGCUAUCAUGCAAGGUUGCAAUCAAAUUUGGCGAACUAUAGAUAGUUCCAAGCCUAAAAACUCUCCCGCAAUGCUCCCUGAAUGCUUAUGGUGUUUGAAAAUGUUGAACCAUAUGUUCUGUAUUCGAUUGAGGGAUUCUGCCUUGCAAUUAGAAUCUUCGCUUGGUACAGAUCAUGGCGAUGAUACCCCUAACAAGAACAAAUUUGAGCAAUUCAAGAAGGUCGGCGAUCAGGAUGCGGAUGAUGAAGCUGAGAUAGACGAAGGAGGAGAAGAGAACGCAGAUGAGAGACAAGAAAAUCCGCUCAAGCAUAAUCGAAAAGUACCCCCAUUGACAACAAGAUCUCAUAAUAUCACUACCUUGAACGCCUCAGUGGGGAUUUCUCCAGAAAAUGGUAUACCAAAUUCUGUUAAAAAUUCCGGGUUGCCUUCUGAUGUUCUUGAUGCAAGCAAUAAUAUAAGAGACUCUACCGACGUUUUCGAUGAUGAUCUAUUUUCUAAUUUGCUAUGGUUUGAUCAAAAUUUUGCCUGA